AUAUAUAUAUAUAUAUAUCUAUCUCCUGGCCCUAACGUGAGAAAGGAGUAGAAAAUUCUUCUGGAGAGAGCGAGUACUCACCCGAAGGUUUCUUCAAAGUCAAAAUCCCUAGGGUUUGUUGCACGUCGAUCAUGGAAGACAGCUUCAGAGUUCGGGUAGAUAAAAUCUUCGGCUCCUUAUCUUCGUCUUCGGCGUCUUCAUCAUCGUCUCUCCGUUCUCUCUGGUGUCUCACCGACGAUGAGCUCGAGAAGAGAGAAUGGAACCGAGACAAAGGCAGCCCCGAGACGGAAGCAAGCGCGAACCUAUUUCCUUCCAACUCCUACGGUUUCUUCGCGAACGAGCAAAAUUCGGUGCCCGAGAAGAGUUCCCAAGAUCUCCACAAAGAGCUCGAGGACGACCUUCAGGACCUCGACGACCGCGACGAUGAUCGUUAUGAACCCCGGCCUCGUCAGUCUCGCCAAGACGAAGAUGAGUGGGAAAUUCGGUCUUCCAUAGGCUUGGAUUGUACUCUGGAUAACGAGGAAGAAGAAGAUGAAUAUGACAAAGUGGCUGUUGGCAAGGAAAAGGCUGGUGAUCGUCUUUUUAUGAGCAAUGUUAAUGAUUAUGGUAUCGAUGUGAAUACCUAUAAAGUGCUUCCUGAUUCAUUCGGGGAUGCUCCUAGAGAUCCACGUGCAAAUCACAUGGCUGCAAAAUGUAGGCUCAAGGAAGAUGCAGAAGCCGCAAAAAAUUUCACCACUUUGCAAGUUUCAGAUAAAACUGGGCCAGCUGUUGCCGAUACUCAAGUCAAAACAUCUGAAGAUGGUGUGAAUCCAAGAUCAAUUUUGAAGAGGAAGGAAAGUCAGACUCAUGCAAAAUCAGAAAAACGCGUCCGAUUUGACCCUGGCUGUAAGAAUAAUUCUGAGGAAGAAUCUGAAGGAGCAAAAGAUACUGAGAUGGAAACCAGUUCAGUAGGAGAGACUAUUGGAUGCAGAGAGCUUCAACACCAUAGUAUUCCGGAUUAUGUGCGGAAUCCUUCUAGUUAUACAUGUUAUACUUUAGAUUCAUCAAGUGAAAUUGAUGAUAAAUCUAACAGGCAAGCCUAUAUGGAUUUCCUUAAUACGAUGAAGGGGUCAAAUGCCAGAGUUUCGCACCUGGAUGAAACUCCUGUUGAUCUUCCAAAAUCGGUUACCUUUACUCCUAGAAAGAAGGCAAGUGAUCCUACAACAGUGAAAAGUAGUACUGAGGUUGAGCAAGACCAAGAGGGUAUUGGAAAGGAGUCGGUGCAAAGAAAAGGAUUGCCCAUAUGCAUUGCAGUUGGGGAUGCCCAAGAAAGUGAAGUUUCUGCAAUGGAGGAGGAUAGCUUGGAAAUUCCCAUGGACAAAGCUAACGAACAGAGACGAGGCCGCCGGUAUAGGACGAAGGUCAGGUUUGAGUCUGAUGAGUCUAUAGCUUGACAAGUGUUUCCUUCUGUAACUGAACAUAAUGUCAGUUCAGUAGUUUGAGUCUGGAAUUUCAAAUUUGUGAGACUGGCAUUUCUAUUUUGCCAUGUUGGCUGUGUUCAAGUGUUGUGUAGCCUGGCCAAGUUUUUAAAAUAACAAAAGAAGACAACAGGAGCAACUGAGUUGCUGCCGAUAGCACUAAA
Malania oleifera is the source of this 1621-nucleotide messenger RNA. RefSeq lists its product as uncharacterized. Lineage: Eukaryota; Viridiplantae; Streptophyta; Magnoliopsida; Santalales; Ximeniaceae. The coding region runs from base 132 to 1433 and encodes 433 amino acids. The record is from RefSeq and is a predicted model, not a curated record. The transcript has 2 exons.